GAGGGGUAUUUACCUACACUCAACAAAUAUUCUGGAUCCACACGACCGCCCACAGUUUCUUAUUUUUUUCUUUGACUGCUGCACUAUUUUGUGGGGUAAACCAAACACCUUUCACCCAUUUGCAAUGACAAGAACUACAAUUGUAUUCCAAGAUGCUUUAAGAUCAUAAUAAUCGAUGAUUGGCUAAACUCCGGCAACGCUGCCCAUAACGUUGUGGGGGUAGUCGGGCACUCCGAGCAUAAAUUAGUGUUUUAUGCUUUUAACAAUCGAUUGGUAUAACCAAGUCCGAUAUCCUGAGUUAUUUUGAGCUUUUUUAGUAUAAAUAGAUCUGGAUGCCCCUCCCCCAGAUUUGGUAUUUGAUCUUUCUGUGAAAUUCUUUCUUUUCAUCUUAUAGGUCUAGCUUAUUCUUUUGAUCCUGAAGAUGCCAGAAUCCACUAAUCCACAUCUCACUUUAGAUCACGAAAGACCUCAGCAACCCCCCAAAGGUUUUGUUGAGCGUUCUAGUUCCAAGCCAAACUUGGCUGAUUUUGCAACUUACGAAAAAUUGUAUAAACAAUCGGUUGAAGACCCAAAUACUUUUUUCGGCGACCAGGCACAACAAUUCUUACAUUGGGAUCGACCAUUUACUAGUGCUCGUUUCCCACAAGACCCUAAAGAUGAUUUUAAAGAUGGUGACAUUCCUGCUUGGUUUAUUAACGGUCAAUUAAAUGCAUGUUAUAAUGCAGUUGAUCGUUGGGCUUUGAAAAAUCCAAAUAAACCAGCAAUCAUAUAUGAAGGUGAUGAAAUUAACCAGGGGGCAGUUAUUAGUUAUGGAGAAUUAUUAAAGAAGAUUUCAAAAUUAUCUCAAUGUCUUACCAAAUUGGGAGUUAAAAAGGGGGACUCGGUGGCCGUUUAUUUACCAAUGAUUCCCGAAGCAAUUGUCACUUUGUUGGCAAUUGCAAGAAUUGGGGCAGUUCAUUCGGUUGUAUUUGCUGGAUUUAGUUCUACUUCUUUAAAAGAUCGUAUUAUUGAUGGUGAUUCUAGAGUGGUUAUCACUGCUGAUGAAUCAAAACGUGGUGGUAAAACUAUUGAAACCAAAAAAAUCGUUGAUGAUGCUUUGAAAGAUACUCCUAAUGUUCGUAAUGUUUUGGUUUUCCAACGUACCGCCAACCCCCAUGUUCCUUUUAAUGCGGGCCGUGAUUUAUGGUGGCAUGAAGAAAUGGAAAAAUAUGGUAAUUAUUAUCCUCCAGUUCCAGUCAAUUCCGAAGAUCCUUUAUUCUUAUUAUAUACUUCUGGUUCCACCGGUAAGCCAAAGGGGGUUCAGCAUAACACCGCUGGUUAUUUAUUAGGCGCUUUACUUUCUACGAAAUACACUUUUGACGUUCAUGAAGAUGAUGUUAUCUUCACCGCUGGUGAUAUUGGUUGGAUCACUGGUCAUACCUAUGUCGUUUAUGGGCCUUUAUUAAACGGGGCCACCACCGUGGUUUUCGAAGGGACUCCUGCUUAUCCAAAUUAUUCUCGUUAUUGGGAAAUUGUCGAUCAAUAUAAAGUUAAUCAAUUUUAUGUUGCACCCACUGCUUUACGUUUAUUAAAGCGUGCUGGUACUUCUUUUGUUGAAAAAUAUAAAUUAGAUUCAAUUAGAGUUUUGGGUAGUGUUGGGGAACCAAUUGCUGCUGAAGUCUGGCAUUGGUAUAAUGAUAACAUUGGCCGAGGUAAAGCUCAUAUUGUCGAUACUUAUUGGCAAACUGAAUCCGGUUCUCACUUAUUAACUCCCUUGGCUGGUAUCACUAAUACUAAGCCUGGUUCUGCUUCUUUACCAUUUUUUGGGAUUUUACCAAAAAUUUUGGAUCCAGUUACUGGUCAAGAAUUAACUGAAAAUAAUGCUGAAGGGGUUCUUGCCAUUAAAAAUGCCUGGCCUUCAAUCACAAGAGGUAUUUAUAAUGACUAUGCUCGUUAUAUUGAAACUUAUUUGAAACCUUAUCCAAAUUAUUAUUUUUCUGGUGAUGGUGCAGCUCGUGAUACUGAUGGAUUUUAUUGGAUCUUGGGUCGUGUUGAUGAUGUGGUUAAUGUAAGUGGUCAUCGUUUAUCAACUGCUGAAAUUGAAGCUGCUAUCAUCGAACAUGAUAUGGUUGGUGAAAGUGCCGUUGUUGGUUAUGCUGAUGACUUGACUGGUCAAGCUGUCGCUGCAUAUGUUUCUUUGAAGGAUUCAGUUAAGGUUGAUGAUCUCGAUGCUAUAAAGAAGGAAUUAAUUUUGACUGUUCGUAAAGAAAUUGGUCCUUUUGCUGCACCAAAAUUAAUUUUAAUUGUUGAUGAUUUACCUAAAACAAGAUCUGGUAAAAUUAUGAGAAGAAUCUUAAGAAAAGUUUUGGCUGGUGAACAAGAUCAAUUAGGUGAUAUCUCAACUUUAUCUAACCCAGGAGUUGUUUCUCAAAUCAUUGAUGUAGUUGCUUCCUCAACAAAAAGAAAGUAAUAUUUCCGUUCUCUUAAAUCAACUUGAUGUUCGAUUUCCAUAGUCAAUUAUUUAAUUUCUAUCAUCUAUUCUCUUUUUUAGAGUUUAUAUUUUAUGUUAUAUAUCAUGUUUGC
This is a messenger RNA of Hyphopichia burtonii NRRL Y-1933, 2562 nucleotides long. It is a transcript of the gene ACS1, whose product is annotated as acetate--CoA ligase 1. The coding region runs from base 422 to 2449 and encodes 675 amino acids. The transcript has a single exon. Gene Ontology annotation, molecular function: acetyl-CoA synthetase activity; AMP binding. The record is from RefSeq and is a predicted model, not a curated record. Lineage: Eukaryota; Fungi; Ascomycota; Pichiomycetes; Serinales; Debaryomycetaceae. Gene Ontology annotation, cellular component: cytosol.